Pseudopipra pipra is the source of this 954-nucleotide messenger RNA. RefSeq names its product class II histocompatibility antigen, B-L beta chain-like. The coding region runs from base 82 to 909 and encodes 275 amino acids. Lineage: Eukaryota; Metazoa; Chordata; Aves; Passeriformes; Pipridae. Gene Ontology annotation, biological process: antigen processing and presentation; immune response. Gene Ontology annotation, cellular component: membrane; MHC class II protein complex. The record is from RefSeq and is a predicted model, not a curated record. The transcript has 5 exons.
CCAAGCCCAGCGCGCCCCAACCCCCCCAAAACGGCGCCGCCCGGCUGGUUUUGGGCUGUCAGCAGCUGUCCGGCGCUGGGCAUGGAGCGUGUGCGGGGAGCUGGGGCCGUGCUGGCGGUGCUGGUGGUGCUGGGAGCCCCCCCGGCUGCGGGCGAGGAGCUGUCGGGGGUGUUCCACGACAUGUUUAAAUACGAGUGUUACUUCAUCAACAGCACCGAGCGGGUGAGGACCAUACUGAGGCGCAUCUACAACCGGGAGCAGUACGUGCACUUCGACAGCGAUGUGGGGGUGUUUGUGGGGGACACCCCGCAUGGGGAGAAGGUUGCCAGGGAAUGGAACAGCGACCAGGACAUUCUGGAGUACGUCCGGUCUCUGGCAGAUGGGUGCUGCCGGCACAACUACAAGUGUUACGGCCCGUUCAGCGUGGAGAGGAGAGUGCCCCCCAGCGUGUCCAUCUCGCUGGUGCCGUCGAGCUCCCAGCCCGGCCCCGGCCGCCUGCUCUGCUCCGGGAUGGAUUUCUACCCUGCGCCGGUGCAGGUGAGGUGGUUCCAGGAUGGGCAGGAGCUGCCGGAGCACGUGGUGGCCACCGACGUGGUCCCCAACGGGGACUGGAGCUACCAGGUGCUGGUGAUGCUGGAAAUCCCCCCCCGGCGUGGGGUCACCUACAGCUGCCAGAGAUGCCACCGGACACCGUCCGCAGCAAGAUCCUGGUGGGGGUCGGGGGCUUCGUCUUGGGCUUGGUCUUCCUGGCGCUGGGGCUCGGCUUCUACCUGCGGGAGAAGAGCUCCUGAGCCACCAGCAGGCGCAGCCCCUCCCCGUGGCCUCGGGCCCAGCCGGGACCCCCCAAACCAUGCGCUGAUUUUGGGGGGUUGCAUGUCCCCCCCUUCCCUGUAUUUCUUCCCGCACUAACCAGCUGUUCCCAGUGUUCCCAGUAAAGCUUCUCAGUGCUCUGCA